AUGAACCCGUCCGAGACCACGUUGAGCGAUGCGGAGCGGUACUCGAUCUGGUGUGAGGAAGUGCGGGCCCUCUUCUCCCCCACUGGCACAGGCGAAGAGGACGACGCGGCUGCAACGGAAGCUGAUCGCCCGCAGGAGUGGGGGAGGGCCGAGGACGGUGGAGAGUUCCCAUACUGUUUCUACAUGCGCAUGCUCAGCGGUGGGUCGAAGGAGGCGGUGACGCACGGCAUGCCAGACGCACAUCGGAGCUGCAGUAGUGGCAUUGGCAGUGUCAAUGGCGGUGGUCGCAGUGACUGCUGCUCAUCCACCUCUCAGCACAAGGGGCGACAGAUACUCAUAGAUGAAGACGCGUUAGCAGCACGAGUUGCCGCCAAGCUAAAUGCGCAUGCCCGCAAGCUUCGACGGAAACAUGAGGAGAAUCGCGCUGAGGUGCGGCAGGUUGCCGACAAUCUGUGGAACUUCCGUGAUGGAAGGGUGGAGGCAGUAGCGUCCAAAGUGAAUGAGGAACUUCACGAACUGCUCAUGUACGUGCGACGUCGAAACUUGUUGGCGGAGCAGUUGCGUCGACAGUUAGUGCAAACCAAACAGCUUCUCCUUCAGCAAAAAGAGAAGCCGUGA
This is a messenger RNA of Trypanosoma conorhini, 618 nucleotides long. RefSeq lists its product as uncharacterized. The record is from RefSeq and is a predicted model, not a curated record. The coding region runs from base 1 to 618 and encodes 205 amino acids. The transcript has a single exon. NCBI's taxonomy places the organism in Eukaryota, Euglenozoa, Kinetoplastea, Trypanosomatida, Trypanosomatidae.